AUGAUUAGAAGGGUUUGGAGUGGUUUUGGGUUGGAUGGGGUUGAUGGGACAUCAUUCACAUGGGACUUAUUCACAUCAUAUCUCACCAACCGACGCCCCGAUUGCUCUCGUCUCUUUUGCGCUGGGAAGCCCUCAUUCACACCUUUCUUUGGACCCCCUGAACUCGCCAAACGGUCACCUAUUGGCGGCGCUUCGCCUAGUUCAGCCUGGCAUGACCAAGAUGAACAUAUUUCGUCCGUUCUCGGCGAGAUCUUCGUCGUUCCGGUUACGUUCUUUGGGGACUUGUUCAUGUCAUAUCUCGCCGACCGACGCCCCGAUCGCUCUCGUCUUUUUUGCGUUGGGCAGCCCUCAUUCACACCUUUCUUUGGACCCCCUGAACUCGCCAAACGGUCACCUAUUGGCGGCGCUUCGCCUAGUUCAACCUGGCAUGGCCAAAAUGAACAUAUCUCGUCCGCUCUCGGCGAGAUCCUCGUCGUUCCUUUCGUUCUUUGGUUCGUUUUGAAGCCACGGUCAAUGCGCUUCUGGGAAGCCCUUAUACGCGUCAAACGGACGGGCGGUUCUUGUGUUACAGUGCCAUCCCUCCAACAACCAUUUACAGGGGACUUGUUCAUGUCAUAUCUCGCCGACCGACGCUCAGAUCGCUCUCAUCUUUUUUGCGUUGGACAGCCCUCAUUCACACCUUUCUUUGGACUCCCUGAACUCGCCAAACGGUCACCUAUUGGCGGCGCUUCGCCUAGUUCAGCCUGUUAUGGCCAAGAUGAACAUAUCUCGUCUGUUCUCGGCGAGAUCUUCGUCGCCCCUUUCGUUCUUUAG
Laccaria bicolor S238N-H82 is the source of this 813-nucleotide messenger RNA. RefSeq lists its product as uncharacterized. The record is from RefSeq and is a predicted model, not a curated record. NCBI's taxonomy places the organism in Eukaryota, Fungi, Basidiomycota, Agaricomycetes, Agaricales, Hydnangiaceae. Bases 1 to 813 code for a protein of 270 amino acids. The transcript is spliced from 2 exons.